CUACCACGGGUUUACUGUUCAGUGGCAACGUCAGUAAGCGCAUUCUUUUCACUUGCACUGGACUGCACUACCUUGGAUUCCACGCAAGACGGGUUUUCGGGAGGUGCACUUUCCAGCUGAAGGGAACUUUAUUAGUAAUGCCUUUCUUUUCAACAGGAAAGCGCAGCACGCAAAUAACCCAGUUCAGAUCUGGUGCAGGAGGUGCAAGCGAAGAGAAUGCACCUAGUGAUCACUACGAUCCGGCGCAAUAAAUAAAUUGAAUAAUUUUCCAUCGCGGCAUAUUAUUUACCCAAAAUAUUUUAUAGCCGUUGUAUCCUUCAUUCCAUGGCACACGACAACUAUCAGAGCUGGCACUUUAUCUCGUCAGAAGAAUGCCAGAUAAGAUCGAUAAGAUAGGACAUAGAUAAGCGAACGAGCGAACAUCCAAAGUAUACGGAACAUCUUUCAGCGUGAGAAUGAACGCUCGUUUACUAACGUUGUCAACAGUAGCAGUUUUCUGCUUCGUCAACGCCUGGGCAUCACCACGCAACUGGCCUGUAGUCGUAAACACAUGGGACUUUAUCAACGCAACUAGGAGAGCCUGGUCUGUUGUAACAACUGAAAAUGGUACUGCACUCGACGCAGUGGAGCAGGGAUGCUCACUGUGCGAGGUUGACCAGUGCGACGGUACUGUUGGAUACGGAGGUAGCCCCGAUGAGUCCGGAGAGACUACGCUCGAUGCACUUAUUAUUGAUGGGACGAGUUACUCGAUGGGAGCCGUGGGGGACCUUCGCAGAGUAAAGCAGGCAAUUUCAGUCGCGAGAAAGGUUAUGGAACACACAAGACACACAUUUUUAGUCGGAGACCAAGCUACAGCAUUUGCUGUGAGUAUGGGCUUCAAGGAAGUGUCUCUCUCCACCAAUCAUUCGAAGCAAAUGUGGACCGACUGGAGGAGAGGCCACUGCCAGCCUAAUUACUGGAAGAACGUGCUUCCAGACCCGAAAACGUCCUGUGGGCCGUACAAACCAAUACCUCCAAAACGAACAACACGGUCGACGUCUGCAAGUGCAGACAACCACGACACUAUAGGAAUGAUUGUCAUUGACACUGAAGGUCGUUUGGCAGCUGGAACGUCCACCAAUGGCAUGAAUCACAAGAUCCCUGGCAGGGUAGGGGAUUCUCCUAUUCCCGGAGCAGGUGCUUAUGCAGACAGGGAUGUGGGAGGUGCGGCAGGCACUGGAGAUGGAGACAUUCUCAUGAGGUUUCUACCCAGCUACCAGGCAGUAGAAUGCAUGCGAAGAGGCCUGUCUCCCACAGAUGCGUGCAGAGAGGCUCUUUCUCGUAUCGUACGCCACCAUCCCAACUUUGUGGGUGCCCUCGUGGCCGUCAACAUCAAUGGGACAUACGGUGCCGCCUGCCAUGGCAUAGAAGAGUUCCCAUUUUCCGUGGCUGACUCGCAUCAUGGAACUGCUGUCACCAAGAAAAUCUGCCGUGUCGACUGAGCACUCCAAAUGCACGAGAUAACGUUUUGCAUAUUUUGUGGUACAUUUUGAGGCACAUUUAAUUGCUGACUAGUAUCAUGCUUCAAACUGGGUAUUUAACAUGUGGGAGCUCCAUACACCAUUUCUGCAUCUCCAGAGGAAAGAGAUUUCAGACAACCAUAAGGGGGAGCAGAACUGUUUGUAUUUAAGGUUUCAUGAAAUGUCAAUAAAAUUGCAAACAAGCGGGUUUCAUUGAAAAUUUGCAGAUGUAAGGACAGUGGAAAUACUGUUUGUGAAUGCUGGAUUUGAUUCUUGUGCAAAAUGAAAUACAUUUGACCAUUGUGGA
Ornithodoros turicata is the source of this 1806-nucleotide messenger RNA. RefSeq names its product N(4)-(Beta-N-acetylglucosaminyl)-L-asparaginase-like. The coding region runs from base 456 to 1481 and encodes 341 amino acids. Gene Ontology annotation, biological process: protein deglycosylation. The transcript is spliced from 8 exons. Lineage: Eukaryota; Metazoa; Arthropoda; Arachnida; Ixodida; Argasidae. Gene Ontology annotation, cellular component: lysosome; cytoplasm. The record is from RefSeq and is a predicted model, not a curated record. Gene Ontology annotation, molecular function: N4-(beta-N-acetylglucosaminyl)-L-asparaginase activity; asparaginase activity; beta-aspartyl-peptidase activity.